AUGGAGGAAACAGAUUUAGAUUUUGUUCUGAAUUCCGUUCCAUUCAAAGAACUUUUAAUUUUGAUACAGAAGAAGGCAAAAAGUGGAAGUAAAGAUGUCGUAAAUUAUUUAAAAGCUAUUUUUCAAGGUUCCUCCCUUCAAAAUGAUGACUGUGAGAAACGUCGUUUUGAAACGUUUAAAUGCGCUCUCUCACUGUUGCAGAUGCCAAAUUUGUCUGCAAAUUUAUCUUCCGAAAUAGUAUCGUUGUUACUACAUAAAGUAGAUUUGCUUCAAACAUCGCAUCUGAUGAAAUUGAGCGAAAUGUUUGUAGAGCAUGCAAAAAUAUCCGAUAGUUUUGGUGCUAAAUGGCUUCAAAUUUUUGCUAAAGUUCUUUCCUGUCUUCAACAUCGCGACAGUAGUGUAUACAAAGGCACUGAUAUGUCUGGCUCGGAAUUGAAAAAGAAUGUCAUAUCAUCCUUAUUUUCAGGGAGUAACAUUCCAUGCAUUGUACAGCUGGCAUCUGUGUUGAAAGAUAUUGAUAUUACUGCUGAUGAAAUGAUCAUUGUUUCUGAGAGUAUGUUGAAGGCUUUGCCACAUAUUGACCUUAUGGAGUUGCCUCCAUUUGUAUAUCAGUUAUUGUUACUAUCCGGGAAAGGACAACGUGCUCCGAUAUUAGAAGGAAUAAUUUCCUUCUUUAUUUUGAAAGAUAACAAGAUAAGAGAUUCCGCAUCCGAAAAUGAAGAUAGUGAAAGCGUCAUUGGUGGUGAAAAUCAUGAUCUUUAUCGACAGACUGAAGGUACUGUGAUCUUUAUGAUGUCAGCAAGUGUCUAUCAAGAUCAGAAUGUCGGUAAAGAAUUUUUGCAGUUUGUUAAAAAAAUGCAGUAUAUUCCCGAAGUUGUCUUUUCUCCUUUCGUAUUUUCAACCUCUUUGUCUUUAAUAAAAGCCCACUGCAGCAAAGACGAUGUAUUUGACUCUCUGAAAAAAUCUAUGCUUACAGCUUUUCUAAUAAAAGACAAAAAGAAGAAUUCUGUGUGGUUGAGAAAUUUAAUCUCUUUGAACCCGGAUAUUUUACAACUUGUUAAAGAAGCCAUCAACAGCAGUCGUUUUGGGUGGGACCACAUUUGUCAAGGUUUAGUUUCAUUUGGUUUUUAUGCUACUGAAGCUUUCGGCCCAAGACAAGUUGCAGGUAACGCUGUUAAAAUGUCUUGUGAAGAAGCAUUUAGUUUGGCUAGUCAUAUUUUAAGAGACACUUUUAAAAGCCAUUGCAUAGUACGAAAAGAUAUCUUUGAACAAAUUUUAAAUAAGAUCAUAAUAAACUCUCAAAAGCCAGUUUCGCACUACAUUGACAUUUUAUCACAAAUUGCUCAGAGUGAUCCAUUGUUUCUGUUAGACGUUCUGCCAAAGCUGGUUGAGCUUUUAGAUAGUAUACAUCUACUUCCUCCUUCAAAUGCCUCUGAAAUUCUACAUUCGUUGGCACCUUUGCUCAAAAUUAGCUCUACCUUAAAAGAUACUCUUAUGCUAGUGUUAAGGAAGGCAUUGUUUCAUAAGGAUUUGGAUUGUAGAAAAGUUGCACUUUGUGGCUUCUUAACGUUACUGAAAAAGAUGAAUGUUAUUGGAAAGUUCUCUUUGAGUCAAAGCCAAACCUCCAUGAGUAGCCAAGCUUCAUCAUCAUCAUUGAUUUCUCAGGUUAAAGCAGAUGUUUAUGUUAAAUCAAGUACUAUCAAUCAAAGGACCAUGUGUUUAGAAAUCAUGGGUUUAUUAACGCGAGCUCUAAUGGAGCAAUCUGAAAUAAAACAGUUGUUAUAUGAAGGGUUGUUCGAUGUUGUUCUACAUAAUGCUUCUUUCAAAGAUAUAGUGCUAGAAUUAUUGUUAGGACAGUUUGAGAAGUUUUUCAAUUCUAGUGAAUCUUCAGAAAUGAUUUUAGAUUUAAAUGCAUGUUUUGAAGAAUCAAAAGGUGGUUUGAUUGUGAAAGAGCCUCUUGCACAUUUGAUAACUUCAAUACAUCUCAUUUUGUCUGAAGGAAAUUCUGUCAGUUCAGAUGAUGAAGAUGAUUAUGUUCAAAGUGCUCAAAAAUCAUUAGAAGAAUACUUUUCAAAUUUAAAGAAAAAGUAUGCUGAAGCUAAUGUCAGUAGAUUUCAAUUCAGUAAAGACGACUUAGAUGAUGAUGAGUCUUCAAACAGUGGCAAUUUGAAAGUUGCUUUGCUGUUGAACAUUUAUGAAGCAUUAAUAGAAUGCUCGUUGAUGUCAAAUAAGGAAUACUCUUCUGGAGGUUGUGAGGAACUGUUAAAGUUAUAUCAUAGACACAAGGAGAUACUCGAAACUACCACCAAGAAGAAGCAAAGCAAAAAUAGCAAACCAAAAGCAAAUCAGAAUCAGUCGGCUUCCUCUUUUUGGAGUAUAAGAUGUCUUUCCAAGAUAAUGGAUGCAUUGUUUUGUGAUGAAGUAUUGAAACACCAAACUGGCCUCAAAAUAUUACGAGAUGAUGCUGGAUUUGUUGUGUACGUCAUUAACAUGUGUCAUCAAAAGCUUUUAAAAUUGAGUGAAUCGGGUUCUAGUGAUGGAUUUUCUCAGGUCAUGAAAAAUUCUUUCAACUAUAUUGUAACUAUCGGCAAAACUUUGCUUCAUACUUAUAGUGAAGGAAUUAGUUCAGAUUUUUCAUCUUUAAAUUGGGACAAAAUAUCGAUAAAAUUUGCUGAAAGCCUUGUAUAUAUAUUCACUUACAUCAGCUCACAUCAUUCAAAAAAUAUGGAUAAGUUUAUAAUUGAGAUAAAUAGGGAGCAAUGUCUUUCCAUUUCUGAAGCCUUGAAGAACGUCUUAAAUUGCAUCAAAGAAGCAAUAACGAAGUUAUUGUGUGAUACAGAUGAUGACAGUAAUCUAAAGGAAUGUGUGCCGCUUUUAUCAGUGAUAAAAAUACUACAUGCUUCACACACAGAACAUUUUAAAGAUAAUAUAUAUAAGUGGUUGAAGCAAUUAUGUGCACAGCAAUUUUUCCAAAAUGCUUCUAUAUCAAAAUCUUUUAUUUCAUUGUGUUUUACACUUGCUCAUCAAGAUGAACAAUUGUUAGCUUUUCUUCAAGAAGUUGCUUUUGAUAUACACUAUAGGUUGGGAAACACCGAUCCGGACGAGAGCGUGAACGGCAAUCCCAAGUAUGAAAUCAUCACAAGCGAGGUUGCCUGUGGUAUGAUUCCCAGUCUUCUCUCUCAGUUGGAACAGAUUUUAGAUGACGCGGAAUGGGUGUUAAAUUUCUUGAAAGCAAACUCCCAGCUGACAGAUGAAAUUAUGAAAAUGUUAAAAAGCAAAGCAUUUGACAAGCAUAAAACCGAACAAGGAAUUUGUGUUUGUUUUUCUGGAGUCAUCCUUGUCCUUCACGAGUUGGUUCAGACUAGUAUACCUCCUGAUAGCCUGGCAAACAGCAUACUGAAGAUUGUUGCAAAGUUUUAUAGAUUAUUGACAUCCUUAACGAGGUAUUACUUGUUGUUUCCUAAGAACAAAAACGUUUCACUGCAUCCUGCUUUUGAAAAACUAGUGAAACUGUCUGGUCACAAGCUUACAAGUUAUGUGUAUUGUUUUAUUACAUAUCUUCAAAUGGUAUGGGGGGAAGAAAGUAGUAAGAAAAAGAAGUCUAAAAAUCACAUGGUAGCAAAUAAAGCAAUGCAGGAAAACAAAACGUUGCCUGCAUUAGUAUUUGCAAUUGAGACGUAUGAAAAAAAUCUAAUAUUACUUUCUAAAAAGUGCAAUAAAGAUCUCACAAACCACAUGAAGUUGAGCACUGCGCGUGAUUUUCGCAUUAAUCCUACAGUUGUCAGCUCCUUGCUCGAGCAGCAGGAAAAUGAAGAAGCAGAUUCUACCGCAGAUGCAACAGCAGAUGAUGAUGUUCCCAAUAACAACUUACCUUCUCGAGAUAAUCGCGAGGAAGGUUCAAUUUCUAAGAAUGAUCCUACAGAUCAAGAAUCAGUCGCUGGAGAGCAAGAAGAUGAACCUAGAAGAAAAAACUUGAGCAUUCGUGGAAGUAAGCAGGAAAAGAACUUGAGUGUUCAUGGAAGUAAGCAGGAAAGAAACUUGAGUGUUCGUGGAAGUAAGCAGGAAAGAAACUUGAGUGUUCGUGGAAGUAAGCAGGAAAGAAACUUGAGCGUUCAUGGCAGUAAACAGGAAAAAAGGAAAGCGGCUAAUGCUAAUACUGGUGUAAAGAACGAUGAGGAAAAGAACACAAAACGAAAACGUCUUGGAAUUAGAUGAAGUACAAAAUGAAAUCAAAUUUAAUGUUAAAAGUGUUAGUUACGUUAAAUCUUCUUAGGACCGAUUUAAAAAUUGCAACUUUCAUAUAUCUGUUUUUGAAAUGACUUUCGAUGAAAUUAGAUCUUCAAAAUAUAAAUGAUGGUGGAAAUACAACUUGAUUUCAAAGUGUGGUAAAACAA
Molecule: messenger RNA, 4394 nt
Organism: Uloborus diversus
Lineage: Eukaryota; Metazoa; Arthropoda; Arachnida; Araneae; Uloboridae
Gene: FANCI
Product: Fanconi anemia group I protein-like
Exons: 1
Coding region: 1-4215 (1404 amino acids)
Biological process (GO): DNA repair
Molecular function (GO): DNA polymerase binding
Source: RefSeq, a predicted model, not a curated record